Plectropomus leopardus (leopard coralgrouper) is the source of this 5914-nucleotide messenger RNA. The record is from RefSeq and is a predicted model, not a curated record. Lineage: Eukaryota; Metazoa; Chordata; Actinopteri; Perciformes; Serranidae.
AUGGCGCCGCGGCCCGAGGCGCCCAAACGUUUCCGUGUCACACGAAGCAGAAUGGAGUCACUGAAUUUGUGCUGUUUUUUUGUUUCAUCCAGGUUCCAGUUGAACAAGAAGCCGAAGGUUUGGAGAGACUCGUUUCUGGUGGAGAGAGGGAAGCUGCUGCACCAGCGUGUCGAGGGAAAGGAAGUGUCGCAGGAGGAGAACUUCCUGCCCAAACACCAACGAGUAAAAGACCUCUGUCAGAGAGCCGAGUACCAGACGCCCUGCCAGCAGAUUGGACAGAAGUGGCAGUGUGUGGAGGACGCCACGGGUAAACUCCGGCUCUACAAAUGCAAGAACGAAGGGGGAGGAGCCAAGAACUUCCAGAGGGGCCUCGCCAGUCGUCAGCGUCCACUCAGCAUCAAGUCUCAGCUGUACCAACGCAACUCGGACGCCUGCGACUGCGACUUCCGCGACCUCCGACCUCUGAUCCCGAGACUCUCCACCAUGAGGCCGUUCAACAAGAAGCCGUUCUUCUCAAAGAAAAAGUUCAAAGCUUUGAAGAGUUACUCCAGAAACCGUUACAGCCGCUCCGCGUCCAUGACCAACAGUUACCCCGGUAACCACAGCAUCGCGGACAAGUCCACCUGGGCUCAGCCAAUCAGGGAUGAGCCUGAGGACGAGUUCAGCGGGAUGGGAGGAGUUCCCAACACCAUGGCCCCACCCAACUCCCACAAAGUCACACACAGAUGCUCCAUCCUGUCCAACGCCACGGUCAGGUGUGACACAGGAGUGUAUCAGUCUCUGCAGGCCUGGAAGGACCACAAGCUGCACAUCGACCACGAGAUUGAGACGCUGCAGACGAAGAUAAAGAACCUGAGAGAGGUCAGAGGUCACCUGAAGAAGGCUCGUCCGCUCCAGUGUGACUGUAAUAAAUACCUGUAUAAAUCCAAACUGAAGAAUAAGCUGCGGUUCAGAGGAGGAGGACACCCAUUCAGAAAGGGCGGGGCUCGGGACAAGAAGGCGUGGCUUCUAAAGGAGCAGAAGAGGAGAAAGAAAAUGAGGAAGAUGAUCAAGAGGAUCAGAAACAACGACACGUGUUCGAUGCCUGGACUCACCUGCUUCACACACGACAACCAGCACUGGCACACUGCGCCCUACUGGACACUGGGUCCGUUCUGCGCCUGCACCAGCGCCAACAACAACACCUACUGGUGUCUGAGGACGAUUAACGAGACCCACAACUUUCUCUUCUGUGAGUUUGCCACCGGCUUCCUGGAGUACUUCGACCUCAACACAGACCCAUACCAGCUGAUAAACGCCGUCAGCUCUUUAGACCGGACGGUCCUCAACCAGCUUCACGUUCAGCUGAUGGAGCUCAGAGGCUGCAGAGGACACAAGCAGUGUAACCCUCGCACACGCUCGCUGGAGCAAGGAGGGCGGGAACACGGCAGCUUCGAUGACUACAGGGUGUUUGAGAGGAAGAAAUGGCCGAGAGUCAAGAAACCUUCGUCGUCUCGAACCCUAGGUCCGAUCUGGGACGGCUGGAAGGGCUGAGCCUCCUGAUUGGCUGAAGCAGGCUCCUGACUCCACCCACAGCAGCCUGAAGGAGCAGGGCGUGGUCGUCGAAACGGAGGCGGCGCCGGUCGACGACCACGACCCCGUCUCAACCGGUCAGCCAAUCAGCUUCUGCUAUCUGUGUGACAUCGCCCGGUCCUCCCACCCCGCUGCUCAGGGAGACGCUGGGACCAAACACUCUUCAUCAGCUGCUCCUCCUCACCUUCUCCUCUGAGGAGGGCAGCAGAAGGAGGCGAGGACGAGGAGGACGAGGACGCGGUGAUGAAGAGGAGGAGGAGGAGGAGACGAGGAAAAUGUGGUCGCUGCGAUCUCGGUGAAUAAACUCCACAGUCGACCGUAAAAUAUCAGCAAAGCCGUUUUUUAGAGAAAAACUCGGAUAUUUAUCUGAUUUUUAACUCGUUUCUGUCCGAAAGUUAAUUCCUCUGAUUCUUUUUUUUUUUUUUAACGUGAACAAAAUCUGCACGUUCAGUCUGAAUAUUUCUUCGUGCUUCUGAUGGAAAUCAUCUUGUUUCAGUUAUUUUGCAAAACUAAGUUUAACUCUUUGAAUCCUGGAAAUAAACCUGCUAACGUUUCGGACAUCCAUCGCCAUGGUUACUGAGUUACUAGGAUGUUACCGCAGAACAUCACUGAGUGGAAAUGCAGUCAUCUCACAGUUGUGUUUAAUCGAAAUUUCGGAAAAAAUACCCGCCUGUCGCGAUCUGAUCACUUUAACCACACACCGAGGUGGCGUUUAACGGUUCGCUCAAAUCACCGAAAUGCACCUUAAAACUGAGUGUAAUCAGAUUCUGGGUUAAAAUUAUAUAUCAGAUCAUGAAAUGAAGUGUUUUUUGGGAGUUUCCAGAGCGCGACCUUUGACCUACAUGAAGAGAAAGCAACAAUUCAUUUGUGCUUUCAGUGUUAAAUACACUUUUAUUACCGUCAUUAUUCUGGCUAAAAAGCUGAAAAGAUAUCGUUAGUUUUUUGAGUAAAAACAUAAAAUUCAAACAGUGCAAAAUCUCCAAACAUCUCCUCCUCCUCCUCCUCCUCCUCCUCCUCCUCCUCCUCUUCUUCUUCUUCAGGUGACCUCCCGGCGGCCAUAUUUGUUCUACGUGUCCAUAUUUAGUCUUUCUAACAGACAUUAAAGGAGCUCCUCCUGUUUCUUCGUUACUAAAAUCAGACUGAGACGUCGAACACUGUGACAUCACUGCUGAUGUCAUUUCUUCCAUUUUUUUAUUUUUAUUUUUUUUAUUUCUUCCACUAACUUGAGCGUUGGUUACCGUGGCGACCGACAACUUUACUGACGACAGAGCUACAGUUGUACUAACCUGGUGACUGCCUACAGUACCCACGAUGCAACUCGGCAGCCCUGAAGAGAACGGUGGCGAGAACAUUUCGGAUUAAAACACAGAAAGAGCAAACGAGGAUUUUUUUAAAAAAGGACUUGAAAGGACUCGUGAGCCAAUCAGAAGAGGACCACGUGCUGAUGUCAUUGGGUCCAGAUCUUGUUACAGCUGUUUUGUGGAGGAAUAAUCUUUUCUUUUCAUUUUUUACUCGUGUUAAUCAUCAAACAUCAUUGUCAGAUCUCCUUCCUCCUGCACACGCCUUCUCCUCCUUUUCAGUUGUUUCCAGCUGAUUUCUCCUUUUUUUUUUUUGGUGUUUUUUUUUUUUUUGUCGUCAGAUUUUCUCCCUCGCCCAAAUCAAACAACGACUGGUCAGAAAUGUCCAGAGUUUUAAAUUAGGACACGUAACGUAUAAAUUGUAAAAUAUAACUGUAGAAAAACACGACUGGAUUCACACACGAAGCAAAAACAAGACUUCAGACUCUGCACACGUCUGCUCCUCCGGCGGUUUCUGCCUUCUUUAUUCGAUCCAGCACAGACGGGAUUUGAUCCUCGGGCUGACAUUUUUUAAAACUUGAAUAUGAACACAUCAGAUGUGCGUCAGUGUUAAAAUCACCUCUCAGAUACUCUUACACUGUUACAUCCAAACAUCAACAGCUGCGAAACAAUCAGCUUUGGUGCUGAACUGUUGUCAUUUUUUAUUUUUUAUUUUUGGUAUCUCGGUCUUGCUGAAUCCUGCCUUGGUUUGUUAUUUCCUACAAUUCCCAGAAUGACUUUCAGCAACAUGCAGUGAAGGUGGUUUUGCACCAUUAGCACGCCGUCGUACUCAAAUUGCUGAUUCAUGUGGUAAAUAGAUAUAGAAAUAUUGCAGUUUGAUCAUUUGUACUAUCAAUUUAAUGUUCUUCUCCCUGAAUAACUAAAAGUCACUCAAAGUUGGAGUCACCGUGAUUACUGAUACGGAUUUUUUUGAUGUGUCAUCCAGGAUUUCACAGUUAAACAACCCCAAAAUAUACACUGAAGAGAUUUUAAAGAUGAGACGCUGUUUACCGACCAAAAACCCCUCAAGUACAUCCGGACAUAUCGCUCCAAAAUCUGAAUCUAGUUUAACCAAACUGAAGUCGUGAGAGUUCGGAUGGGAAAAAGACACGUCGGUUUGCGGGGAUGAUUCUGCAGGUAUAAUGUCGUGUUUUUGGGCUGCAAAGCGGCACAACUGUCAUCUCUGGUUUCAGACCGUCUUAUUAUUGUCACAGCCAGCGCUCACAAUCUGUAAGUAACAAAUGUAAGUGCACCCUUCGUAGGUCCGAGGUGUGCUCAGGUGUAGGUCCGAGGUGUGUUCAGGUGUAUUGUCUGCAGCAGAAAACAUUUGGACCAUUGAGCACCAAAGUCGUGAUCUUAAGUUAAAAAUGGUGCAAUAUUUCCGUGCUAUAGAGACGGUGCAUUACUCAGAUAGUAGGUUGUGUCUGCUUGUUACACACAGAGACGCACAGACAGGUUGCAACUGGGUGAAAUAAUCCAUCAUUAAUGAAGAAAAUAUUACCAUCAUUGUGUAAAAUGUGAACAUAGCAGAGAGCAGAGCGGAGCUGCUGUCACGUGAUUGCAGUUUUACAAAAUAUGUGGGUCAUGUACAGAUUCCUGGCUCAGGAUUACAUGGGAUCUGUACAAAUAUGGGUGCAGUACUUUUCACAAACCGUUUAUAAGAAACAUAAAAUGUGAACGUAGCAGAGAGAAGAGCAGAGCUUCUUACACAUUAAGAGAUACAUUUUGUACAUUUACAAAUGAGGAGCAGCAAAACUUUAAUCCUGUUUUCUUUGUGAAGUUUAAAACUACAGUUUUAAUUUUGAUAUUUCCUGCAGCGACCGCUCUGCUCUGACCGCUGCAUUCUCUGCAGGAAACGGAUCGCUGCUGUAAUUUGACAGAUCUGCCAUGUAAGCAGCGAAAGCAUCUGAAUGUCAAAGGAAAUGUGAGACGACAAACUGAAUCGUUGAAUAGACGUUAGGCCCAGAACACACCUGUGAUUCAUUAAGGGACUUAAGACAAAAGCCUUUGCCUCUUGCUCCUCAUUGUUCAAAUACGUUACGUGACGUCUGACGAGCGAAUGUGAAGUUGCGCUGAGCACUUUGGUCCAUAUGCUAUAAUUUGGAGCCCUUUGUGUUAAAGGAACCAGGAAAAUUGUAAGAAUAAAUUAUGAAAUUGAGGUAAUCAAAUACACAAAUUUGUGAUUUCAGAGAACAUUUUCCCUCGUUUUUGCAGGGUGUUGGUAAAUGCAGGCGCCCUCUUGUGAACGCUGUGUUGAGCACAUUUUCUGAGCUGUUGGUUUGUGGCGGCAGAAGUCUCUCUGUUUCUUCUUCUACGAUGUAUUAAGUCUUUCAGUUUUGACCGACACCAACACUUAUUUUUUCGGUAAUAUUUCUGCUGUCGCACCUCAUUUUGACCUCAAGUUGUUGAUGUGAGGAAACAAGCUGCACUAUGAUGCUCGAACAGUGUAAAAGUGUUUCAGGGUGAUUUCUUCCUUCCUGUGUGAGUGCAGCCGACCGACCUGCUGUCUGUAGUUUUUAUUUUAUUAUUUUAUUUUUUUAACCCCAAAUGUAUUUGCUCUGCGGUGCUAUUUGCUGUCUAACAACUAUCUAGGAAAGAAAAAAACUCCUGGUUGUGUUUGAAUGUAUUUGUAAAUGUUUAGGUGUGUUUUCUAAAGACAAGCACUCGAAUCGGACCGUUCUGGACCAGCGAGACUUCAGGUCAGAGUUCUGGUUCUGAACUGCACACACGCGCGCACACACACACACACACACACACACACACCGAACACACACACACACACAGAUACACACACACUGAAGGACAAACUGCUGAGCACUUUGAUUGGAGGACGGAGCGAUGGACCAGUGGAGGGUUCAUGGUGACACAGGAAGUGACGACACGUGACGUGAUCCUGCCGUGUGCAGCCGGUUAACACUGAUCUAACACACCUGUACAGUCACCCACUGACCUGGAUACAGUGAUUGGUUUUAGUUUGUGAAUAAAGUGUCGAAUGCCAAAAUGUA